GCUGAUGCCAUCUAUGACAUGAUUGGCUUCCCCGAGUUCAUUUUUGACAACAAGGAGCUGGAUGAUGUCUACGAUGGGUAUGAGGUCUCGGAAGACUCUUUCUUUCAGAAUAUGUUGAAUUUCUACAACUUCUCGGCCAGGUUUAUGGCAGACCAACUGAGGAAGCCUCCCAACCGGGACCAGUGGAGCAUGACCCCCCAGACCGUCAACGCUUAUUACCUGCCUACCAAGAACGGCAUCGUCUUUCCUGCAGGCAUCCUCCAGGCUCCGUUCUACGCCCACAACCAUCCCAAGGCCCUCAACUUCGGAGGCAUCGGCGUUGUGAUGGGGCACGAGCUCACCCAUGCUUUCGAUGAUCAAGGCCGAGAGUACGACAGAGAAGGGAACCUGCGUCCUUGGUGGCAAAACUCAUCCCUUGAGGCCUUCAAGAACAGGACGGAGUGCAUGGAGGAACAAUACAGCAAAUACCUUGUCAACGGAGAGCACGUCAACGGCAAACAGACUUUGGGAGAGAACAUUGCUGACCACGGGGGCCUGAAAGCCGCUUACAACGCUUACAAAGCUUGGCUGAAGAAGAAUGGGGAGGAAAAACACCUGCCCUCCGUGGAUCUUACGAGUCACCAACUCUUCUUUUUAGGAUUCGCACAGGUGUGGUGUUCGGUGAGGACCCCAGAGAGCUCGCACGAGGGCCUGAUGACGGACCCCCACAGCCCUGACAAGUUCCGGGUCAUCGGCACUCUCAGCAACUCCCGGGACUUUUUAGAGCACUUUGAAUGCCCGAUAGGCUCUUUCAUGAACCCUGGGAAAUAUUGUGAGGUAUGGUAGGGAAAGAAGGAAGGAAGAUAGGUGGAAGUGAGGAAGGGAGGGACAGAGGAAGGAAGGAAGGAAGGAAGGAAGGAAGGAAGGAAGGAAGGAAGGAAGGAAGGAAAUUGCAUCUCUGGCACUUCCUGUACAUACAUCCGUCCAGCUGUCCACCUGCAGAGUCCUGCUGAAUUUGAAGCCCUUGGCAAUCCUGCCUGGACAUCUUCAGUUGGUACGAAUUCUUCUCCUUGAGCACCAAGACAAAGAGAAGCAGAGCCUCUUGCCUUCCUUCCAAGACUACUUCCCUUAAGUCGGGAAGAAGCAAAGGACCCCCAUCCUUCUCUUAACUAAGCCCUUCCUCCGGAGGAUCCGCAGAGAAUCUCCCAACUCAACCUCUUUGACUUUUCUUCCCCCUCUCCAGCUAACUCAGAGGGCCUUGCCAAACCUUUGCAGUGCCCUGGCGCCAUUCUUUCUUCUGCUUCUCUAGAUCAGCAUUGCAGCUUUGUCUGUUGAAGGGGGGGGGGAAGUGUAGGGGGAGAUGGGUCUAGGAACCACAUCAAGGAGGAUGCCUUUGCUCAUUGGAUCUUCAGGUUGGAAGGCGUCUCUCUCUGGAUUUGGGGGACAGUAGGGGGAGAUUCCAACUACAGCUUCCUACCCUGUUUCCCUGGAAAUAAGACCUCCUCAGAUAAUAAGACCAAUUGGGCUUUUGAGUGCAUGCGCUAA
Molecule: messenger RNA, 1524 nt
Organism: Thamnophis sirtalis
Lineage: Eukaryota; Metazoa; Chordata; Lepidosauria; Squamata; Natricidae
Source: RefSeq, a predicted model, not a curated record